AUGGCGCCCAUCUCUGGGGCCAUGGUGAAGCACGAGCAGAUCCUGGUCCUCGACCCGCCCACAGACCUCAAAUUUAAAGUAAUACUGCAGCCUUUUGACUAUUACCCCAAUGAGAAGAGUAAACACAAGUUUAUGGUACAGACCAUCUUUGCUCCACCAAACAUUCCAGAUAUGGAAGCCGUGUGGAAAGAGGCAAAACCCGAUGAAUUGAUGGAUUCUAAAUUGAGAUGUGUAUUUGAAAUGUCCAAUGAAAAUGAUAAAUUGAAUGACAUGGAACCCAGCAAAGUCGUUCCCCUGAACGCUGCAAAGCAGGACGGGCCCGUGUCAAAGCCACACAGUGUUUCCCUCAAUGAUACUGAGACGAGGAAGGUCACGGAAGAGUGCAAGAGGCUCCAGGGAGAGAUGAUGAAGCUAUUGGAAGAAAACCGACACCUGAGAGAUGAAGGCUUAAGGCUCAUAAUGGUGGCAUAUUCGGAUAAACCUGGAUACACCUCAGCUGCAUUCUUCAGAGAUAAUGUCACCAGUCCUCUUCCUUCACUUCUUGUUGUAAUUGCAGCCAUUUUCAUUGGAUUCUUUCUAGGGAAAUUCAUCUUGUAGAGUGAAGCAUGCAGAGUGCUAUUUGUUCUUUUUUCUCUUGACCAGAAAAAGAUUUGUUAACCUACCAUCUCACUGGUAGUGUGGCCCACAGUGACCAUUCUUUGU
Molecule: messenger RNA, 702 nt
Organism: Globicephala melas (long-finned pilot whale)
Lineage: Eukaryota; Metazoa; Chordata; Mammalia; Artiodactyla; Delphinidae
Source: RefSeq, a predicted model, not a curated record